CUCUAUCCAAUCUCUUUAGGUUAUGCAGGUUGUGAGGGAACAGAUCACACGGGCUCUCCCCUCCAAACCCAACUCCUUGGACCAGUUCAAGAGCAAACUGCGCAGCUUGAGCUAUUCAGAGAUUCUGCGAUUACGCCAGUCUGAAAGAAUGAGCCAGGAUGACUUCCAGUCACCACCCAUUGUAGAGCUGAGAGAGAAAAUCCAGCCUGAGAUCUUGGAGCUGAUAAAGCAGCAGCGCCUGAACAGGCUCUGUGAGGGGAGUAGCUUUCGAAAAAUUGGGAAUCGCAGAAGACAAGAAAGAUUUUGGUAUUGUCGAUUGGCUCUGAAUCACAAGGUGCUACACUAUGGAGAUCUGGAAGAUAACGCUCAGGGUGAAGUCACAUUUGAAUCGCUACAGGAAAAAA
This is a messenger RNA of Tinamus guttatus (white-throated tinamou), 404 nucleotides long. The record is from RefSeq and is a predicted model, not a curated record. NCBI's taxonomy places the organism in Eukaryota, Metazoa, Chordata, Aves, Tinamiformes, Tinamidae.